GAUGAUGAUGGAAAUAUUACCUUAAUCCCUAGAUAAACCCACUUAAAGCAGCCGUCAAAUUAAUUUGAAAUGAAUACCCGAAACCGCUAGAUUUUUGCAUUGCAUUCACAAAAUUUUGCUGUGUUUUUCUAGCUCUUAAAUUUUUCUCAAAGUAAUUCGUUAAAAAUAACUAAAUAGAUUUUUUUUCUUUUCGUUUCUCAUACAGAACUAUUUUGUACGUUUUCUUUUCUAAAUUUUCAUUUGAGAACCAAGAUAUAUCUAAUUUUGAAGAAAAUUGGAUUCAUAAUAUAAAAAUGAAUUCAGUCAAAAUUUUCGCAGAUGAUUUCCAACAUGUAGAAGUAGAAACAAAUAAGUGUGGAAAAAUUCAUGUUUAUGUUCAAGGUGAUCUCAACAAUGUUGAGAAAAAAGCCAUAUUUUUAACUGUUCACGAUAUAGGAAGUAAUCAUUCCACUUUCCAAGAUUUUGUGGAGCACCCCUGUAUGUCCGAAAUCAAACCCAGAUCUGUGUUCAUUCAUAUCGAUGUGCCUGGUCAAGAUGACAAUGCCGAUGACCUUCCCAAUGAUUUUCAGUUUCCUACAAUUCAACAGAUGGGUGAAGAUCUUGUCUGUGUUUUAGAUCAAUUGAAGGUUAAAUUAGUUGUGGGAUUUGGAGAAGGAGCCGGAGCAAACAUAUUAGUUAGAUUUGCUCUCGCUCAUCCUUCCAGAGUAUUAGGAUUAGUUCUCAUUCACUGUGUAUCAACUGGUGUAGGAAUGAUGGAAUAUUUUAAAGAUAAGUUUAUGAAUUGGAAACUUUCAAAUGUUGGCAUGAAUCCUUCUACUGAACAAUAUCUUGUGCUGCAUAAAUUUGGAGCGCAACUGGAAAGUGUGGAAAACAAAGAAACUUUGAUCCAAGAUUACACAGAAAAGUUAAAAAAUAAAAUUAAUGCCAAGAAUUUGCGUCGAUAUGUUGAAUCUUACAUGAACCGAAAAGAUAUUACAAGUGCCAUAGAAACUAAUCUUAAAACCAUGGAUGUGCUGUUGGUGAGUGGUGGAAGAGCUGCACAUCUACAGGCCGUCCAGAGUCUUUAUGGUCGUAUGGAUAAACAAAAGACUUCAUUCCUGAAACUGGAUAGCGUAGGAGACGUCUUUGCACAAGCACCCGAAAAAUUAUCCCAAAGCUUACUGCUGUUUGUUAAAGGACUUGGAUAUUUGACAUCGGUAACAAUGCCAGGAGUUGAGCGACAGAGGACAUUCUCAGGGGGUGAUCCAAAGUCUCUGGGAGCCAUUGGUCGACGGCGCACUCUUUCCAUGGAGGAGUACGACAUGCCCCGGCCAAGACGACUUUCCCUCACCAUCCCGCAAAAGUGAAAUUCGUAAAGAGUGGACAUUGUGUCAACCCCCUCUGUACAGAGGGCGACAAAAACUUUCUUUUGUGUACAUGAUUGCAAUUAAACUGGAAAAAAAAAAUGUUUCACCAGGAAGCUUUUUGAAUAAGUAGGCAGCGUUAUAUCUCUAUUAAAAGGUUUCCUUUUCGGGCACGCUGUCUCUAAUUGAUUGUUAAGCUAAACCCGUUCUAGGUAAGUCUUGGGAUCCAAUUCAUUUGGGUCAUACAGUUGUACAUAUAUACAUAGAAUAAUAAAGAGAGGUUCGGAAAAAAUAUGUGUGUACAUGCCACUAGCUAAUAUAGAAUUAGCUUAUACCCUUUAUUUGAAGUUAGUGGUUUGUACAUUCGUGAAUUGUAAAGGGACCUCUUAUAUUUUUCCCUUUAUGAAAAAAAAAUAUAUUGUUAAUGAAAACGUUUUAAGUUUUUAUUUUUAAAUGUUAUACACGACAUUUACUCUUAGCACAUUUUCUGCUGUCUUUUUUUUCGAAGUUAAAAAUGUUAUGUGAGUUCAUAUAAUUUGUGCGCGUCUUAGUAUGUAACUUUUUUACUGUAUAUUAAAUACUUGCACUUGAUUUAAUGAAAAAGAAAAUGUUAUGCCCUUGCUUUUGAAGUAUUUGUCAGUGCAAAGCAUAAUUUUGAUUAAUGUUGACACCUGCUGUAUUUUAUCUGUACAAAUGAGUUUAUUAAAUUUAUGUAAAAGUUUAAACUUAUAUGUACAGAAAGCUUUUGCAUUCUAUUAUCCCAAGUGCUUUUCCAAUGCAAAACACCUUAACUCAAUACAUCAGAGCUACUUUAAUUCAUUGCAAUAGAGUUCAUUGUAUAUUUUAGAGAAAUUCAUGUGUUUCAUUAUUUGCUUGUGUAAUCAUAAACGAAGCCACAUAUUUCUAAAUUUUUAAUGUAGUCAGUGUCCCUCAUCGUAUUUGUGUAGUAAGAGAUGACUUUAAUGGAGAUAUGUAGCGUAGAUUUCAGGUGGCAGAUUUAGCACUUGUAAUAUUUCUAACUAUGUGCAGCUAACAAUUUUACAGAAAGGAAUCAACUCUAUUGUGUCAUUCAGUGAUACAAAAUCCUUAGGCUCUUUUGUUCAUUUUAAAGAUGUCUUAAAUUUUCUUUACAAGAUUAAUUUUGUUUGAAUCAUCUAUGUGGUCUUAUUUUAUGAACUGUAAAAAUAGAAUAUUUUUACAGCUCAUGAGAAAAGCACAGUAAUGAAAAUUUAGCUGCAUAAAGUGCAGAGAUAUAAACUUCAAUUUAUAUAUGCUAACAAUUAUGAACUUAACAAUAAUUAUUAAUUCUUCUUUAAAGAUAUAAAUAAUUAAUGGUAUUUUAGUUAUUGUACUUGAAUUUGGAAAAAAAUAUUUAUGCAAUUUGAUUAAUAACACUUUUACUAUAGAUUUUUCUGUCACAAAAUGCAUUGACUAAUGUGUGUUAUACGUUUUAAAGUUUUGAUAUAUAUUUAAAGAAAAUUUAUUGGAUUUUAUUACUUUCUAAAUAAUAAUUAAAGUUUAACUUUUAAUGAUUUUUGUAAUUAACAUUUUAUUAAACUUUAACAUUUUUUACACACCAUUUUUGAUAUGAUUAUUUAUCCUGCAUAAGAAAAACAAAUUUACAUAUACAUUUACUUAAGAUUCUAAAUAUUGACUCACAGUAUUUAAACAAUCAAUAAGUUCUUUCUUUAAUUAUUUUUGUCUUGCUUCAUUUUAUGCACUUAAUUUGAAACUACGUUAAUUAAACAGCUUUAUAAUACUAAUUGAUGAAUUUUCUAUUUAUUAUUGAAUUGUAAAAAGGCUGAAGAUUUCUCAAAAAUCUUUAUAUACGAUUUUAUUCAUAUUACUGAUGAAACAAGUAGUGAAAGGAAACAAAAGUUGGAUUUCCAAAAUAUAACUUUCAAAUGACAUUCUUUUUUAUGAAAUUAAAAGUUUAUGUAAAUAAAAAGGUACUGAAGUAUAUUUAAAAUUUGGAAAAAAAAUAUUUUAGUUUCAUUAUAUAAAUGUUUAAUGUUUGUCACAUACAUGAUUGCGUUAAAAAAUAGCAUUCUCAAGAAUUUUCAAAUAUAAAUAAAAAAAGAAUGAAAAAAAAGGAAUUGUGAAAUUACGCUUUAGCCUUGAGUAAAUUAAUUACCUCUUUCCAUUUCAAUUAUUUAAUUCAGCUGUUGAAGGAUGGAGACUAUGAAUUUUUAAGCCAAAAAUAGCGUUUAGAAUAAUUAACAUUUAGUUUUCAAAAAUAUCUACCCAUUGAAAAUGAUAAAUAAGAAAUGAAAUGUAUUACCCUAAAGCAAUAAAUAACUUAAAUUCAAUACAUGAAAUUUUGCAGGAAUUCACUUUCAGAUAUUGUUAGCAAUUUCUUUUUAUUUACGCAUUGCCUUAAUUCGAAAAUCACAAGUUAUUUUUGGAAAAUAAAAAUUUUAUAAUGCGUUGAUCUUUAAAAUUCUUCUGAAAUCAAAAAUUAAUAUUUUAGACUAUAAAAUUUACAAAUUGUAAUAACAGAAAUGUUACUACUGUAUAAAUGUAUAAUUUUUUUUUUCUUUUAAAUAUUCUGCAAUAACUGAAUAUUUUUUUCCUAAUAUUAUAUCUCACUUUUAUGUAUUCUUCACAUUUAACGCUUUUUAUUGGUAAUUUGAGAUUUUAAAUCAAUGUUGCUUGUUUAAGGAUUACAACUGCUGUAUCAUAAUUAAUCAGAUGCUAGAUUUGGGUGAUAUAGAAAAGAUUUAAAAGUUGAAACUAGAAAAACUUUGACCAUCUCGUUUAAAGACAAACUAUUUCAUAAAUUUUAAUUGUUUCACUGAAUGUACUGUGUGUGUUGAAGUAAUUAUGCAAUUAUGAUCUAAAGCUAAAGCAGGCUUAAUAGCAAAGCUUCUGCUCUUUCGGGUACAGAUAUCUUUCCCAGUUCAAGGUACUGUUUUAUUACUCAUUUUAGCUAUGCAAAACUGAACUGGCUAGUAAUAUCUGGUUAGAAAGUGAUAUUUGUUAAAAAGAAAUGCUUCAAGUAUAUUUUUAAAGUAGUGAAUUUAUUUCCAGACUUCCAGUAUUCUGUAUACCCUGCUGUUAAAGAUGUAGCCUAUUCUUAUAUUUAAGCAUUUCUAGAUACUAAGAAUGCACACUAUGAUAAAAGAAAAUAUGUGUACAGCAACAUUAACAUGUGAUUUAACUGUGAAGCAAUACAAUAUACAUUGUUAAAAGCUAAGCACCUAUAUGAUGUUAAUCACCAAAACCAUGUUAGCCCUGAAGCCUUUAGAGUUAAUAAUUUUAAUACUUUUACCUAUUACCACAGUACUAUUUAAAAAAAAUUCUUUGAGGAAGAAUUGAAUGGAAGGGUUAAGUUGUUAAGUUUUAAAAUUGCUAAUUAUAUAAUUAAAAAGAAUUAUUUUUUAAAUUAUUUUUGUUUUACGUAAUUAUUUUUCCAAAUCAAACAAAAUGCUUGUAUUGAUAGGAGGAGGAAUCGCUAAUUUUUACAAAAUCAAAAAACUUAAAAAAUAAAUACAUUAAACGAAAUAAGCAGUUGUUUGAUACAAUGUUUUCAGAUAAGAAAAAACUAAAACAGGAGUCAAAAUUUAUACACAAGCUAAUAGAACAGAGAAAAAAAUCUAACUUUUUCUCGCCAUAUUAUAUGCUUAUUAUAAGAUUGAAUUUUAAAAUAUUCUAGCUAAUAAUAGUUUAUUUCGAAAUCUUGUAUAUUGCCUUGUAUUACUAAUAAACUAUUUUAUACUUUUAAGACAUUUUAGUCAUAAAUUUCCUUAGUAAGUUGCCUGCUCUUUUUGCUAAUAUUAGGAAUUUUUAGAUUUAUUUUUUAUAUGUUUAUGCCCAUUAUUAAAGUUUAUAACUCAAACGUUUUAAGAAAACUUGAAAAAAUGUUCGUGUCCUAUAAUUGUUAAAGAGCACAUAGCAUUAAUAUCUUGAAAAAUGCAAAAUUGUUUUUAAAAAUGAAAAAAAAAUUUUAUACAUAGUACAUACAAAUAAAACUGUUCAGGGUUAACAUGGAAAUUUUAUCAAAAUAUUUCUUUUAUAUUUUGUAACUUAUUUACCUUUUAAAUAAUCAACAUGCAAUUUAUUCGUUUUAUCGAAAAAUUUUACAAAUUUAUGUACCAUAUACAAUGCACAUUUUUUUGCAGUUAACAGUUGUUGUAAUGGAAAAAAAUACCAUUGAAGAUUGUUCUCAGUGUUACAAUCUGCUACUGUUAUUGCAGUCUUUAUAUAAAUUUACUGUAUAUGGCACAGAGAAGGAAAAUAAAAGUUGCUAAGUUGUGCAAAA
Molecule: messenger RNA, 5604 nt
Organism: Parasteatoda tepidariorum (common house spider)
Lineage: Eukaryota; Metazoa; Arthropoda; Arachnida; Araneae; Theridiidae
Source: RefSeq, a predicted model, not a curated record